Didymodactylos carnosus is the source of this 2076-nucleotide messenger RNA. Lineage: Eukaryota; Metazoa; Rotifera; Eurotatoria; Philodinida; Philodinidae. The record is from the annotation of a GenBank genome assembly.
AUGUUUACGAUAACAUGUGGUUCUUCUAUGCCAUGGCUUCAUGUUGUUCAACCAAACUUGACAGCAGGACAUUAUGGUUAUAUUGCUGAUGAAUAUGAACGACAUGUAAUAUUACGCGGUGUUAAUGUUGAAACAGAACAAAGGAAUAUUCCUGCUGAUCAAGAUAGACCAAUUAAUCCUUUAUUAUAUAAUGGGCAAUGUCCAUCUAAUAAUUAUGUUUAUCAAGAACCUCCUACAUGUGAAAUAGAUUAUGGCAAAGGAAUGUAUAAUAUUAGUGAUGAGUGGAAUAGUCAUAAUGACUUUGCUCAAAUAAGAAGAUGGGGUUUUAAUGUUAUUCGAUUAUGUUUAAGUUGGAGUGCAUUAGAACCAACACCAGGAAACUAUAGUGAAAUGUAUUUACAACGCAUCGAACAGAUUGUUGAUUGGGCAUCUGAACAACAAGUCUAUGUUAUACUUGAUAUGCAUGAAGAUUUAUAUUCUCGUUAUAUAUUAGGUGAUAAAGAACAGGAAAUUCCACCCUAUUUAAUAGCAUCAGAUGGACAAGAUGGUGCUCCUGAAUGGGCAGUUAUGACUGAUGAUUGGCCAGCAUUAGCCUUCUUUGGCAUUGGAAAUUUAAAUUUAGCAAUGAUGAAAGCAUUUGAUAAUUUUUAUAAUAAUUCUAUACCACCUAAUGCUACACAAGGAAAUGCACCUGGACCAGGUUUACAAGAUCAUUAUAUUGGAGCCAUUGCUUUUUUAGCAAAAAAGUUUGUAAAUAAUAGUGCAGUUUUAGGAUAUGAGAUUAUGAAUGAACCGCAGCCUGGCACGCAUAUUGAUCAAUAUAGUUUUUCUAGUGAUUAUUUAUAUCCAUUUUAUAAACGUGUUAUACAAGCCAUAACUGGUGUUCGUGAUAAUUUACCUGAUUGUCCGAAAUAUACUCCAACUGGAACAAAUUGCUCCUAUCCAAAUCUGGGAAUCAAUGAUAAACGUCAUUUAUUUUUUGUUGAACCAACCGCAUUUCGAAAUUUACUUGAUUUUACUCCCCAACAUUCAACACCAUUUACAUCAUAUAGAAAUAUUGUCUAUUCUCCUCAUGUUUACACACAUGUGUUCACAAUUGAUAGUAUAUUACACUUAAAUCAAUCAGAAUAUCCACCAUCAUUCGAAUUCAUCUUUGAUGUCCGGCACAUGCUAGAAACUUCGGUGGACUUGGAACUUUAUGUAUUAAAACUAGCAAUUGAAAUAAGUUUUCUUCAAGUAAACGCUUUUGUAAAUUUUGCAUAUGAGUCGGCAUUAAAUGAAUCUGUUGGUUUACAAACUGCUAUUGUAGUUACAGAAUAUGGUUGUGGUGCAGAUGCAGAUGAAACAUUAUUAAUUCCAACUAUAGAAUCCCAAGAUAAAACAAUGAUAUCUGCUCUAAUAUGGCCAUGGAAAAACAACUGUUUUCAAGAAGGUUGUGAAACAAGUUGGAGUUUAUACGACUCGGGUUCCCAAAAUGGUACAUUUGCAAAUCAAAAUGGUCCUGAACGUCCAAAUCGUGUUCGAAUAUUAUCCCGUAUACAUCCACGUGGUGUCAUUGGGCAAUUAAAACAAUACUUUUACAAUACAACCACAUCAUCAUUUGUAAUGACUGUCAAUUGUGCUAAUAAAACAUUAUUAUUGUCAAAUAAUGAAACAAUAGUUUAUAUACCAAGACGAUUAAAUAAUUCAGUAAUAAAUGUUACGGGCGAAGCCACAUUAAAGAAUAUAAUUAACAAUCCAGAUCAGAGUCGUGUAGUUGUUAUUAAUCCAACAUGCAGUGGAUCGUAUCAUUUAUUAGUUGCAAAUACUACAAAUGAAAUUGACGAAUUAUCUCAACAAACAUUCUUAAAUAAUAAUUCUAGUACUAAAUCAAAUUAUCGCCAUGAAACAAUGCAAUCAAUGAAAAACGUUUAUGAAUUAUUUCAACUCUUACAUGCUGCUGCCAUUAAAACUGGUGAAGCGUUUGUUGCAGCAUCUUCCAAUUCUGUCAACAAGUUUACAGCACUACAGAAUGCUGUUGAAACCAAUAUUAAAAAUAUAAUGCCACUGCUGGACAAGUUUCGUAAGCAGGCUUGA